ACUUUUUUCCAAUACUGGAAAAACAGCUGAUUGCGCAAAUACUCGUACUUCGCAAAAGUGUAGUCGUAAAAAUAGUCAAAAUUAAAAAUAGAAACUAAUUGAAUAUAUAAAAAAUAGAUGUGAAGAAUCAAAUUGAUUUAGUUUAUAAAAAAUGCAUUAUAAAAUUCUUUUCUUCACUUUUGUGUAUUCUUUAUCAAUUGUAACAGGUCAGAUAAUCUCGCCGAAUGCAGUGAACACAAAUAAUGAAACUAAAGGACUAAAACAGGGCGACAGCCCCAGUCUUCAAAUAGAGCUUAGUAAUGACACUAAUGUACCUAUUGAAUCGCAUAAGCCACGUAUCCGCAAAGUUUCAGACACCAGCGAUUCAAAACCAUCUAAAGAUUUAUUAAAUUCAACAGCUACUGGUGUCUCCCAGCAAACCAAAAUUGUUGCUGAAAAUGUGGUAAUAAAUGUGCCAACUAAUUUAACAUCUAAAACACCAGUCAUUAAUUCUACACAAAUCGAGGCCAGUGUUGAAAAUGUUAAGGAAGAUGUAGUCAAAAUUGCUCAACCAAAUGUAACAACAACAUUACAUGCAGAAAAUACUACAAGCAAUAGCAAUGUAUCUACAACAGCAAUAAAUAAGCCGACAUUAGUCACCGUAAGUAACAAUGGAACAUCAAAAACAUCUGCAGAUACAACACCAAAAUCAGUCAUCACAAUAACUAACAGUACUGCAAAGCCGACAACUCCUACUACUACAACAACUUCCACAACAAGCACUACAACAACUACCACAACAAGCACCACCACUACAACAACAACAACGACAACUACGCCUAAACCGAAGAAACCUACUAUUACUUAUGGAGUAGAAGAUUUUCCAGAUUUAGAUGGCAAUUUAAUUAAAUUAAAUGAGGCCUUGCAGCAACAAUCAACGACAUUACCAGAAACUUCACCUGUUCGUGAGAUACCAAAUGCUCAACCAUCGAAAGAAAUGAAUGGAUUCCAAAUUAAUCAUAGUCGUGAUUAUAUAGUGCCAAUUGUUACACUACUCUUUAUUUUGCCUCUAGUACUAGGUGUGAUGAUAACGGCAUACAGACGCUUUAAAGACUUUUGGUCAACCCGUCACUAUCGUCGCAUGGACUUUCUUGUUGAUGGCAUGUACAAUGACUGACAGCUUAGAACGGUUGAAGGCAGGGAUUGGGCUGAUGCAAACUUAGAGGAGGCAUUUAAAAUUGCUUAGCAAUUAGUAAAUGUUGAAAACUUUUAGAAUCGUUGUGAGGGGGGUGAUAACUAAUAAUUUAUCGUAAAGCAAAAUAUGUUUCGAGUGAGAUUGAUUUACCUAUAUCUAUUUAUACAUAUAAAUUAUUUGAUUUUUGA
This is a messenger RNA of Teleopsis dalmanni, 1362 nucleotides long. Its product is annotated as cell wall integrity and stress response component 3-like. The record is from RefSeq and is a predicted model, not a curated record. The coding region runs from base 152 to 1156 and encodes 334 amino acids. Lineage: Eukaryota; Metazoa; Arthropoda; Insecta; Diptera; Diopsidae. The transcript has a single exon.